Molecule: messenger RNA, 1324 nt
Organism: Aspergillus uvarum CBS 121591
Lineage: Eukaryota; Fungi; Ascomycota; Eurotiomycetes; Eurotiales; Aspergillaceae
Product: ATP synthase complex assembly protein ATP12
Exons: 2
Coding region: 95-1192 (365 amino acids)
Biological process (GO): mitochondrial proton-transporting ATP synthase complex assembly
Cellular component (GO): mitochondrion
Source: RefSeq, a predicted model, not a curated record
GCUGUCUUGGAAGCAGUUCAUGCUCCCUCGCCUUUUUUUCUCAUUUAUCUCUCCACUGUAUCAAAACCUUCCUGCAGAUUGUCUUUGAUUGAAAAUGCCGCGAGUUUCUCACUUCUACGCAACUCUGUCGAGACAGGCAGUUUCGACCCUGGCUGCUCGACACAAUGGCGCUAUUGCGCGUUCCCUUAAAACCUCCUGCAUUAAAGCCGCUGUUGCCCACCCUGUUACUACCCAUGGCCCCCCCCCUAAGGCGCCAUCACCUGCGCCUUUCUUCGAUGCAUGCUCUGGACUGCGAUCGGAAAGUCCGUUCGAAAAGGAGGCAAAUGCGCGUCCAGAAAAGCCCUCUUCAGGACUCAAGAAGCGCUUCUGGAAGGAUGUCAUUGUUCGGAAAAAGUCAGAAGGCAAUUACGAAGUCUUGCUUGACACCCGCCCCAUAAGAACGCCGUCCAAAGAUGCCUUGUCCAUACCGUCGACGAAACCUUACCUAGCGCAUGCGAUUGCUUUGGAGUGGGAUGUGAUGACUACCGCCCAGCAAGCUCUGAAAAAUCAUCUUAUCCCGCUGACAUCUCUUACGGCGCGGGCGGCGGAUAUCGCCCGAGAGGAUGAGGAAGGCAUGUCGUCCGCAAGGGACCAGAUUGUGAAGACCGCGAUGCGUUAUCUGGACACCGACACGCUGUUAUGCUGGGUGCCUGAAGCUGCCGACUCCCUUGGAGAAACCAAUGAGAAUGGUGAAAAAGUCGAAAGUCUGCGAGAGGCGCAGAUGAGGGUCGCCAAUGAUACAAUUGCCUUUCUGGGUACCAAGGUCUGGCCCGGAGUCGAUAUUCGACCAAUUCUAGAUGCCGACAGCAUCCUGCCCGUAUCCCAGCCGCAAGUCACCAAGGAUAUCAUUCAACAGUGGGUCAUGAAUCUGCAUGCUUUCGAUCUGGCCGCGCUUGAGAGAGGCAUACUCGCAGCGAAGAGUCUUCUGAUCGCUGUUCGGUUGGUCGCCGAGUGGAGCGAGAACUUCCGUGGCUUACAACGACCCGGACAGAAGAGAUUUGGGAUUGAAGAGGCAGCCGAAGCGUCCAGUAUGGAAGUCAAGUGGCAGACGGAUAUGUGGGGCGAGGUGGAAGAUACCCAUGAUGUCGACAAGGAAGACCUUCGUCGACAGCUAGGUAGUGUUAUCGUCGUAGUGAGUGGAGAGACUAGGUGAAGCUCGGGCUAUACAGCCAUCAGUUAAGACUGUUGGGUUAUGUAUGUAUUUUACUCCAUAUAUAAUAGAUGUUAUCUUUUCCUUCGAGCGUGAGCCGUUUGCCGGAGCGCCCGAAGCGCGCGAAGCGAUGAG